GACAUUGACCAAUGGAUUAGGACAGGGAGGGACGUCCGUUGCUAUGGGCGAGUGGACUGGCAGGUGAAACUGGACUGUGAACAGCAGGAGGAGCAGUAGCAGGAGGAACAAGAGGAGCAGUAGCAGGAGGAACAAGAGGAGCAGUAGCAGGAGGAGCGGUAGCAGGAGGAACAGGAGGAGCAGUAGCAGGAGGAACAGGAGGAGCAGUAGCAGGAGGAACAGGAGGAGCAGUAGCAGGAGGAACAGGAGGAGCAGUAGCAGGAGGAUCAGGAGGAGCAGGAGUAACAGCAGCAGGAGGAGGAGAAGGAGGAGGAGGAGGAUAGAGUUAAUUUCCAACACUUCUCUGGGAAUUUAAAUCGUCCCAAGUUCGAGAGAUUUGAAAUUGACUGACUUUUGGAUCGGGGCCCUGAUCACAGGAGGUCCAGGAUGAACAAGCUACGGCAGAGUUUCCGGCGGAAGAAAGACGUGUACGUUCCUGAGUCCAGCCGACCGCACCAGUGGCAGACGGACGAGGGGGCGGUCCGCAGGGGAAAGUGUAGCUUCGCAGUCAAGUACCUGGGUCAUGUAGAGGUGGAGGAGUCCAGAGGAAUGCACAUCUGUGAGGAUGCAGUGAAGCAGCUCAAGACGGACAGGAAAUUCUUCAAGGGCUUCUUUACUAAAGCAGGGAAGAAGGCAGUGAGAGCGGUGCUAUGGGUCUCAGCAGACGGUCUCCGUGUAGUAGAUGACAAAACUAAGGACCUGAUCCUAGACCAGACAAUAGAGAAGGUAUCGUUCUGCGCUCCAGACAGGAACUUUGAGAGAGCGUUCUCCUACAUCUGUAGAGAUGGAACGACGAGACGUUGGAUCUGCCACUGCUUCAUGGCUAUCAAGGACUCGGGAGAGCGUCUGAGCCACGCGGUGGGCUGUGCCUUCGCUGCCUGUCUGGAGAGGAAACAGAAUAGAGAGAAGGAGUGUGGUGUCACAGCAACCUUCGACUCCAACAGAACCACCUUCACCAGGGAGGGCUCGUUCCGAGUUACCACGGCGACGGAAGCCGCGGAGCGAGAAGAGGUCAUGAGGCAGUUGCAGGACAAGAAAGCGGAGAGUGAUGUCAAGUCCGCAAUGCCUCUCUCCUCGGGUCCCAGUGUGGGUGUGGUGAACCAGGCUGUGGCCCCUCUACCAGGGUCCCCCUCCUCCUCCCCUCCCCUGGGCAUGGAGAGCACCCUGGGCCUCCAGGUUAUCCCCCGCAGACACGCUCCAGUGGAGGCCCUGGCCAGACAGGGUUCCUUCAGAGGGUUCCCUGCCCUCAACAACAACUCCUCUCCCUUCAAACGGCAGCUGUCCCUCAGGAUGAACGAUCUUCCCUCUACCAUGCAGAGGAAGUCUGACUUCCCCAUGAAGAACACAGUCCCGGAGAUGGAGGGAGAGGGGGACAGCAUCAGCUCGUUGUGUACCCAGAUCGCCUCAGCAUUCAGUGGGCCUCCUGAAGACCCCUUCUCCCAGGCCCCCAUGCCCCGACCAGCUUCCUCCCCACAGUCACCUGUAGUGCCCCCAGGGGCUCAGCCAGGGAACGGCACCGGUCCUGCCUUCCCUCCAGCUGUUGUUGUUGCUGCUAACUCUCCAGCACUGCCCCCUCCACUACCUGCUCGAGACACUAACCCCUGGGCCAAGACCCCGAGCCCCCACUGCCAAGCAGGGCAACAUACCCCAGCUGCCUCUUCCUCCGCACACCCAGGAGCUGAUUGGACAACCCCAGUGAUUGUAGCUCCACCCUCCACCACGGCGUCCCCAUCGCACCCGUCCCACCGCCGCACGCCGUCCGAGGCUGACCGCUGGCUCGAGGAGGUCACCAAGUCUAUCUGCGCUCUGCAGCCCGCGUCCACCCCCCCCUUCCAACCGUUCCUCACCCCCAACCCGCCAGCCUUGUCCACCACCCAAACCCAGGCAUUCUCAGCCACACUACCCACAGGCCAGCCCUUCUCUGCCCCCAUGCCUGUGCCAUCUGUUGUUCCCGUGGCCUUCAUGUCCUCCCUGGCCCCUCGCCAGCCUGCCUACCCAAUGUCUAACGGGCUGCCUUAUGCCGAGCCCAGUGUGCCCGUGGUGGGCAUCACCUCCUCUCAGAUGUUUGGUUCAACCCCCCAGUCCCAGGCGUACCCCAUCCCCCAGUAUGAUCCUUACAACAACAACCCCCACCGGCAACCCUCGAUGCCCCUGCCUGUCCCCCUUCAGCCACCCAAUGGUAGUGUAGCCUUCAAUGGGGGCAGAGCUGACAGCUGGGCCCCUCCCCUCCUGCCCCCUCAGUCCUCCCCGGCCCCUCCCCUCCUGCCCCCUCAGUCCUCCCGGGCCCCUCCCCUCCUGCCCCCUCAGUCCUCCCCGGCCCCUCCCCUCCUGCCCCCUCAGUCCUCCCCGGCCCCUCCCCUCCUGCCCCCUCAGUCCUCCCGGGCCCCUCCCCUGCCCUCGCAGCUCCAGCCCGCGGCCGACCCCUUCGAGGCCAAGUGGGCCUCCCUGGAGAGUCGGUCCCGUCAGCACACCGCGCCGUCGCCCACUAACCCCUUCUCCUCCGAGCUCCACACAACCUUUGAGAUCCAGCUCUAGAGACUGAGAGACUGGGGAGGAGGAGGACUGGUGGAGGGGGAGGACUGGGGGUAGGUGGACUAGGGAGGAGAGGAAAGGAGGCUGUUCUGUUGAUUGUGCAGGUUGGGAAGAGAGGAGGAGGUAGCCUCUCUCUCUCUGUCUCUCCAUCCGCCUGGUCUGGCUUUGUGGGGGGACCUGAGGGAGGAGGAGGGCAAUGGAUGGGUGAAGCUGCUGGCAGCACUGCGAGGUCAUGGAGAGACAGAAUUAUUGAG
Molecule: messenger RNA, 2825 nt
Organism: Oncorhynchus keta (chum salmon)
Lineage: Eukaryota; Metazoa; Chordata; Actinopteri; Salmoniformes; Salmonidae
Product: protein numb homolog
Exons: 11
Coding region: 427-2574 (715 amino acids)
Molecular function (GO): cadherin binding
Source: RefSeq, a predicted model, not a curated record